GGUGCGGGUGGUGCUGGAGCCGCACGUGCUGACGGUGACGGCCGGAGGCACCACCCUGCUGCGGGGCACCCUGGCCGCCGCCAUCCGGCUGGACGAGAGCACCUGGACCAACGACGACGGCAGACUGGAGGUGGUGCUGGCCAAGGUGGAGCGGGGUCAGGUGUGGCCGGAGCUGCUGCCGGGCGACGGCCGCGGCGAGCAGAUAGUCGACCCCGAGCUGGCAGGCGAAAUGGCGCAGCGGCUGGCCCAUCUCACCUCCGACGCCGAGAACCCCAAGCCGGACGCGGCCGACGCCUACAACGUGGCGGAACUGGAGGACUGCGACGACUUCCCGGAGGCGAGCGCCGCCCUGCUGCGGCUGGAUGGCGACACGCACGCCCCCACUCAUCAGACCAGCCUGGACAGUCACCAGUACGUGCUGACGGCCCGGCUGGCGGCCGCCGAGCCCCCGGCGCUCUGCGUGCGACACGACGUGGACGCCCUGCUCUGGCAGCCUCGCUCCCGGGACGGACGAUGGCAUUGUGACCACGUCGGCACGCUGAACGCCUUCGGAUACGUGCAGGCCUCCAAACAGCAGCGCAAGUUCCUCACGUGCGCCCCAGACAUGUCAUACGCGGUGAUCUGCGAGACGUCCCGUCACGUGUACAUCUACCACCAGCCGUCGCCCGUCUGUGGAGAACUGCGCAAUCGCCGGUCAGGGCAGCGAAUUACCGAGGUGUCGCGCCAGCAGGUGGUCAGUCUGGAGGACUCGGACCCCAUCCUGGGCGUGGCCGCCGCCGCCCGCUUCCUGCUGGUGCUGACCGCCAGCCGCCUGCACGCGCUGGUGCUGAGCUGAGCUGAGCUGACC
Messenger RNA from Pollicipes pollicipes, 847 nucleotides. Its product is annotated as nudC domain-containing protein 1. NCBI's taxonomy places the organism in Eukaryota, Metazoa, Arthropoda, Thecostraca, Pollicipedomorpha, Pollicipedidae. The record is from RefSeq and is a predicted model, not a curated record. Bases 230 to 835 code for a protein of 201 amino acids. The transcript has 7 exons.